This is a messenger RNA of Acanthocheilonema viteae, 2094 nucleotides long. Lineage: Eukaryota; Metazoa; Nematoda; Chromadorea; Rhabditida; Onchocercidae. The record is from the annotation of a GenBank genome assembly.
AUGCACCGAGGCAGUACAACAGUACCAUCCAAUAACGGUUCUAAUAUCAGAUAUGGCGGAGCAAUACAAAGUGCACAACAUGGUCGACGGUCAUUUGCUCCACAACCUGCAGGUGCUCCACCAAUGCUUCCACCGCAACAUAAUACUCGUAAUCAGGUGCAAAAUCGUGCAAAGAAACGGAAAUUGGUUGACAAGCUGUUACCUAUACAGGUUCGGGAGCUUGUACCAGAAUCCCAAGCUUACAUGGAUCUUCUAGCUUUUGAGCAAAAGCUCGAUGCUACUAUCACAAGAAAAAAGUUGGAUAUACAAGAAGCUUUAAAAAGGCCAAUAAAGGUGAAAAGGCGGCUUCGAAUAUACAUUUCACAUACAUUCAUACCCGGCAAAGAACCUGAGAGAGAAGGUGAUGAAGGUACUGUACCAAUGUGGGAAUUGCGGGUAGAGGGACGUCUGUUGGACGAACCAUCGACAGGCGUAGGUACCGCAGGUAGUGGAGCUGCUCAAAAUCGAAAUCAACCACUGAAACGGAAGUUCAGUUCAUUCUUCAAAAGUUUGGUCAUCGAAUUGGACAAAGAAAUUUAUGGACCUGACAAUCAUCUUGUUGAAUGGCAUCGAACUCCUCAAACGAAUGAAACUGAUGGAUUUCAGGUGAAAAGACCUGGAGAUCGGGAUGUCAAAUGUACUAUUCUUUUAUUACUUGAUUACCAACCGAUGAAAUUUAAAUUGCAUCCACGACUGGGAAAAGUACUUGGAAUGGCUACGGAAACACGUCCAAAAAUUAUUGAAGCUCUUUGGCAGUAUAUAAAAACACACAAACUGCAGGAUCAGGCUGAACGCGAUAAUAUAAAUUGUGAUUCUUACUUGGAACAAAUUUUUGGAGUGAAACGAAUGCGUUUUAUGGAAAUACCUCAACGCCUUCAAAGUUUAUUGCAUCAGCCAGAUCCUCUGAUUCUGCAUCAUACUAUUCAAUAUAGUGAAGGAAAUGAAAAAAACACGGCAUGCUAUGAUAUUGAUGUGGAAAUGGAGGAUCCGCUAAAAACACAGAUGACUUCAUUUCUUCAUAGUCACGCUAAUAUGCCAGAUAUAAGCGCAUUGGACCAAAAAAUUUUUGAUAUCGUGGAACAAAUCAAUGAAUGGAAGCUUCGACGAGAUUUUUAUGUCCGUUUUGCGGACAAUCCACAAGAAUUUAUUCACAAAUGGUUGAUUUCUCAAAGUAAUGAUCUGAAGACAAUGACAGAAGUAUUUGGUGACAGCGAAGCUGAGCGUCAUGCUGAAUAUUAUUAUCAGCCUCAAAUUAUGGAGGAAGCGGAGACAUGUUCAUCGCCUCCAAAACUCAAUCAGGAACAGAAAGAAAUAUUGCGAAAGCAAGUGCCAGCAAGUGAUUUCAAGCGGAUAAAGCUACAAGAAGGGUUGCGAAAGAAUUGGGAUAAAUUUUAUUUGCGAAAUAAAAGUAAUUUCUUCAAAGAUAGAUGGUGGACCCAACACGAAUUUGAUGGACUAUUAAAGAAAUACAUCAAUUUACAGGAUAACUUGAAUUUUUUGGAAGCUGGGUGUGGUGUUGGCAACUUACUUUUUCCUCUGAUGCAUCUUUAUCCGCACUGGAACUUUUAUGCUUUUGACUUCUCUGAUAAUGCCAUUCGGUUACUACGUGGACGCAGUGAAACAAACAAUCUGACAAUCAGGACUGCAGUUGCAGAUUUGACCCACGACAGUCUAUCUUUAGAUUUUCCAGCAGCUGACAUAGUAUCAUUAAUUUUUGUUCUCAGCGCAAUCCCACCUUACAAACAGCAACAAGCAGUGAAGAACUUAUUCCAUUUAGUAAAAAUUCGGGGUAUAGUUUUUGUUCGUGAUUACGGUAUCAACGAUCAUGCCAUGCUUCGAUUUGGCCGCGAGUGCAAAUUGGAUGAGCGGUUUUAUGCAAAACAGGAUGGAACGAUGGCUUACUAUUUCAAAUUAGAAGAAUUGGACGAGCUAUUCAUCCAACAUGGUUUUCAUAAAGUAAUAAGUACAUAUCUCUUACGAAAAACCAUCAACCAUCAAAAAGAUGUUUCGGUUGAUCGAGUAUUCGUGCAAGCUGUUUACAUCAAGCCCUUUUGA